GUUUCUCUUUCAAACAAGCUUGGUUAGGGUUUGGUAGAUAACAGUUAAAUAAUUCGAUUUUUCAGUCGUUCCUUCUCCUUUAGAGAGUCGCAGCUGCCUUCGAAGACUCAAAUCGUCGUAGCCAUGUACGGAUCGAGAGGGGCAAUGUUGGGAAGCGGGGGGGUUUCGGACGGGUACGAGGUCGGCUCAAAGAGACCAAGAAUGAUGGACUCGAAUCCCUACUUCGCAGUGAGCAGCGGCACAAGUGGCUUUCAACCUUACAACUAUGGUGGGGGUUAUCAGCCCCCUGCCUUUCCUGUGGCCCGUCUUAGGGGGCUUCCUUUCAACUGCACUGAUAUCGACAUCUUCAAGUUCUUUGCGGGACUGGAUAUUGUUGAUGUGUUGCUGGUCAACAAGAAUGGACGCUUCUCAGGAGAGGCCUUUGUAGUCUUUGCUGGACCCAUGCAGGUUGAGUUUGCUCUUCAUAGAGAUCGUCAGAACAUGGGGCGGAGGUAUGUCGAAGUUUUCCGGUGCAAGAGGCAGGACUACUACAAUGCUGUUGCAGUGGAGGUAAACUAUGAAGGUAUUUAUGAUAAUGACUAUCAAGGAAGUCCUCCUCCAUCUAAAUCAAAGAGGUUCAGCGACAAGGACCAAAUGGAGUACACUGAGAUAUUGAAGAUGCGCGGUCUCCCCUUCUCUGUUAAAAAAUCUGAAAUUCUUGAUUUUUUUGGAGAAUUCAAGGUUGUAGAAGAUAGGGUGCAUAUUGCUUGCCGCCCGGAUGGAAAAUCUACUGGAGAGGCAUAUGUUGAGUUUGUUUCUGCGGAAGAGGCCAAAAAGGCAAUGUGCAAGGACAAGAUGACAAUUGGGUCGAGGUACGUGGAGCUGUUUCCAUCAACACCAGAUGAAGCUAGACGGGCUGAAUCCAGAUCAAGGCAGUGAUGAUCAGAGACUGUAAACUUUUUUUAUGUGAAAUUUCUGUUGUGGGGCUAAGACAUUUUUCUCUUUAGGUUAUAUACAAACAUUAUUUGUUAUCUUUUUAAAUGGUUAAAUUGAGGUCCAUAUGUGGACUAAAGGAACAUGUAGGUUAUCUUUACUAGCAUCUGCUACCACAGUUGUUGUGGUUCUACUUUC
Prunus dulcis (almond) is the source of this 1110-nucleotide messenger RNA. Its product is annotated as heterogeneous nuclear ribonucleoprotein F. Bases 124 to 918 code for a protein of 264 amino acids. The transcript has 2 exons. Gene Ontology annotation, molecular function: RNA binding. The record is from RefSeq and is a predicted model, not a curated record. Lineage: Eukaryota; Viridiplantae; Streptophyta; Magnoliopsida; Rosales; Rosaceae. Gene Ontology annotation, cellular component: ribonucleoprotein complex.